AUGAGCUUCGGACGCGCGGGCGUCCGAGCCAAGGACCCGUACGCGGUCGAGCCGCCCCCCGCGCGGAGCCGCCACGGCCCCUCCCCCGCGGCGCUCGACCGCGCGACGCGCGAGAACCUCGGAGGGAUCGACCACCUCUUCGCGGCGGCCAAAUCCACGGGCACGCUCGACAUCAGGACUUUGCCCGGCGCGUCUCUCCGCCCAUCCCAUGCGUUCAAUCCCCGCCAUCGACGCCUUUCAACUCCAUCUGACGCCUUUCAACUCCACCCCGACAUCGCUUCGUACGAUGGAACGACCGCGACCAUCAGCGGCCGCGCGCUCCGACGGAUCCCUCCGCGGGUGUUCGAAGACGUCGCGAGCGACGGCGACGGCGACGACGGCGCGGACGAGAACGCGAACGCGCGCGGCCGCCGGCCGCCGCCGAAGACGAUAUCGUUCGACGACGCGCGCGGCGACCGCGACGACGGACCGGCGUGGUGGGAGCGCCGCGAGCUCGCUUCGCUGGACGCGUCGCGGAAUCAGAUCGAUUCGCUCCCCGACCGAAUCGCGUCGUUGACCGCGUUGGAGAAGUUGGACGUGUCGCACAACGUCCUCACGUCGCUGCCGGGGCUCGCGUUGGAGCGAUUGCCGCUGCGAUCGCUGGACGCGUCGGGGAACAAGAUCGCGGAGCUGCCGCUGGCGCUGCCGUGCGAGACGCUGGCACGUCGUCGCGCGUCGUGGUCGUCGUUGUUUUUUCGCGGCGUUUUUUUUCAAACCCAGCUGUCGCCGCCGCUUCGAAAGUCUCACCUCCACCGCGCCUCCCUCCUCUGCGACCGCAGGCGAAACUUUGCGUCGGGGGUAAUAAAGAGCUCACGGCGCUGCCGCACAACAUCGGCGCGUGCGUCCGGCUCGCGGAGCUCCGCGCGCCGAAUUGCUCCCUCGGGCGCCCGCGUCCCCGACUCGCUCGCGCGGUGCCAUCAGCUCGUCUCGCUCGACCUCUCCGGGAACCUCCUCGGCGCCGGCCUCGCGCCGGACCUCCCGGACGCGCUCGCGACCGGGCUCGUGAACGUCCGCGAGCUCAACGUCUCGAGGAACCGGCUGUCGAGCCUCCCGGAGAGCCUCGGCGCGAUGCGUCGCCUCGCGCGGCUGGACUGCCGCGAGAAUGAGAUUCGCGAGCUGCCGGCGUCGGUGGAGGGGUGCGAUUCGCUCGCGGAGCUGUACCUCGGGCACAACCGCCUCGCGACGAUCCCGGACGAGAUCGGAUUCGUCGCGUCGCUGCGGACGUUGGACGUGUCGAACAACGCGCUGAAGGAGCUGCGACCGUCGCUUGCGAACGUCCCUCUGUCGUUGUUGGACGCCUCGGGAAACGACAUCGUCGCCGUCGCGCCCGAGCUCGGUCGGUGCGUCACGCUGCGCAAGCUGAUGCUCGAGGGGAACCCGCUCAAGUCGAUCCGGUACAACAUCCUCGCCGGCCCGACGCGCGAGCUCCUCGCGCACUUGCGGAGUAAGCUCAGCGACGAGAGGGACGACGUGAACGCCGCCGCGGCGGCGUUUGGAAAGGUUUUCAUCGGCGCCGACGACGCCGUCGUGAUCGCGUCGGCGACGCACGCCGACCGCGUCGCGUUCGAAGGCGGCCGCGGGACGCUGCUGCUGCGCGACCGCGGCGUCGAGAGGGUCCCUAUCGAGGCGUGGGAUAUCGUCGCGACGCGCGUCGCGUGCGUGGAUUUAGGAUUGAACGGGCUGAAAGGGGACGCGUGCGGCGGCGGGAGUAAUUCGGACGCUCUCGCGACGGCGGUUGGGAAAUGCAAACGGCUGGAGACGUUACUGCUCGACGGGAACGACCUGUCGUCGUGGCCGCUGCCGCACGACAACGCGCCGCCGCUGCCGCUGCUCGAGAUGUCGCUCGCGAACAACGCGCGCGUGGGCGGCGCGGUGCAGACGCGCGGGGUGUUUAGCCGAGCGUCGAACAUGACGCGGCUUGAUCUCUCGGGCGUCGUGAUCGCCGCGCGGUUCGUCGACGACGGCCUCCUCGGCCCGCUCGCGAACCUCGUCGAGCUGCGAUGGGCGCGCGGCGACCUCACGCGCGUCCCUGAGGACGUGUACUGGAUGCGGAAGCUGCGCGCGCUCGCGCUGCCGGACAACAGGAUCGGGGAGCUGCGCGCGGAGGUGUCCGAGUUGACGCAGCUGGACGAGUUGGACCUGACGAAUAACGACCUGCCGAACUUGCCCGCGGAGCUCGGGCUCGUGCCGCUGCGCGCGCUGAAGGUGGAGGGGAACAUGCUGCGGAUGAUCCGGCGGCCGAUCCUCGAGCGAGGGACGCAGGCGCUGUUGGAGUAUUUGAGGGAGAAGUUGCCGAGCAGUAGGCGGUGA
This is a messenger RNA of Micromonas pusilla CCMP1545, 2349 nucleotides long. RefSeq lists its product as uncharacterized. Bases 1 to 2349 code for a protein of 782 amino acids. The transcript has 4 exons. Gene Ontology annotation, molecular function: protein binding. Lineage: Eukaryota; Viridiplantae; Chlorophyta; Mamiellophyceae; Mamiellales; Mamiellaceae. The record is from RefSeq and is a predicted model, not a curated record.